Messenger RNA from Trypanosoma brucei brucei TREU927, 375 nucleotides. RefSeq lists its product as hypothetical. Lineage: Eukaryota; Euglenozoa; Kinetoplastea; Trypanosomatida; Trypanosomatidae. The transcript has a single exon. The record is from RefSeq and is a predicted model, not a curated record. The coding region runs from base 1 to 375 and encodes 124 amino acids.
AUGAAACAACAAAUAACAAAAAUCAAUAAACAACGAAAGUUAAGAGGGAAAUCAACGAAAGCUCACCACAAUACAAAGAAACAUACAAAAACUGUUCCACUAAUUUCCACUCUUGUUGAUACGCGACAGCGGGUUCUAUUGGCUCAAGCUCAUCCAUGCAAACACAAAUACAGUUCCCAAAGUGCUUCACCCCUAAGUCCCACUGCAUCCUCAAUGUUAUGGAAUACAUCAGUUAACAAAAAAAAAACAAUAAUAAUAAUAAUACUAUCAGUUACCUCACGUCCUUCAACGCAUCAUCAUUCCCCUCCUUCUCAGCCUAUCAUAAUAAACUGCAUACUUCAUGUUAGUAAAUCACCACCUGACAAUCAAACAUAA